Messenger RNA from Pelobates cultripes (western spadefoot toad), 20360 nucleotides. The record is from the annotation of a GenBank genome assembly. NCBI's taxonomy places the organism in Eukaryota, Metazoa, Chordata, Amphibia, Anura, Pelobatidae.
AAGUACACGGAGGGUGGAAACGUGAACGCAUGUGGAUAUAAAUAUAGAAUAAUAUGUGUACGCUGCUUUCGAUAUCUGCUGCAUGCGUAGCGUAGUUCUGAUCUGUCAAAAUGUCCUCUCCAGGAUCCAUGCAGGAGCUGCAGGAGGGGUCAGUGUGCCCACUUUGUGCCUGCUAUUUUGAGGAUCCUGUGACCACAGAGUGCGGGCACAGUUACUGCCGGGGCUGCCUGGUGACCCACACUGGCAGAAAACAGAGUACUAGCGGGCAGCUGAUAUGUCCAAAAUGUGGGCGAGCCAUGAGCUGGAAGGGGGUGACCACAGAUAUCCAACUUGGAGUGACCACCCGCAUUGCCCGGCGCCUUAAUCUCCCAGCACCACCCAAGAGAAAGAAGUUUGGGGCACAGGUGAGACGGUACCUUUAUCAAGGCAGGGGUUUAUUUAUAUUUAACCAAGAAAAAAAGUUUCAUUCAGAUCUGAUGGGGUUUGUUGUAACCUGGGAAUUGUGGAGAAUUGACAAUAAAAUAUUGCAAGUUGUAGGCCAGAACCGCUACAUUUUAAAACUUCUCCAUCUCAGUAGGUUCACCAUAUUUUGUUUUAUUGUCUACAAUUCUUGGACAAGCUCCAAUGAUUUAGUUAUAAUUAGAAAUUAGCACCAGACCGAUCAUUUAUUUAAUAAUAUAUAAAUAUUACAUCAAGUCAAAAUGAAUAAGCAAAGAACACUGUGUGUUGAGAAUGAUAAUGUAUUCUAGCGUUUAUAGACUGCUUUCAUUUCAUUAUUGCAAUGCUCAGCUGUCUGUGUAUGAAAUCUGACUUAAUACUCCAUUCACUUUAUAACAUAUAGAUACAAUAAAAGUGAUUCCAUUACUCGAGUGGAAAAUGUGUAACAGUAUUUUAAUACAUUGUGUAAUAGUACUGAUUAUUCUGAUACAGUGUAUAAUAGUGCUGAUUAUUCCGAUACAGUGUAUAAUAGUACUGAUUAUUCUGAUGCAGUGUAUAAUAGUGCUGAUUAUUCUGAUACAUUGUGUAAUAGUACUGAGUAUUCUGAUACAGUGUAUAAUAGUACUGAUUAUUCUGAUACAUUGUGUUAUAGUACUGAUUAUUCUGAAAUACUGUGUAACAAUACUGAGUAUUCUGAUACAGUGUGUAAUAGUACUGAUUAUUCCGAUACAGUGUAUAAUAGUACUGAUUAUUCUGAUACAGUGUAUAAUAGUGCUGAUUAUUCCGAUACAGUGUAUAAUAGUACUGAUUAUUCUGAUGCAGUGUAUAAUAGUGCUGAGUAUUCUGAUAAAUUGUGUUAUAGUACUGAUUAUUCUGAUACAGUGUAAAAUAGUGCUGAUUAUUCCGAUAGUGUAUAAUAGUGCUGAGUAUUCUGAUACAUUGUGUAAUAGUACUAAUUAUUCUGAAAUGCUUUGUAACAAUACUGAGUAUUCAGAUACAGUGUUUAAAAGUACUGAUUAUUCUAAAACAGUGUAUAAUAGUGCUGAUUAUUCCGAUACACUGUGUAAUAGUGCUGAUUAUUCCGAUACACUGUGUAAUAGUGCUGAUUAUUCCGAUACAGUGUAUAAUAGUGCUGAUUAUUCUGAUACACUGUGUAAUAGUGCUGAUUAUUCUGAUGCAGUGUAUAAUAGUGCUGAUUAUUCUGAUACAUUGUGUAAUAGUACUGAUUAUUCUGAUGCAGUGUAUAAUAGUGCUGAUUAUUCCGAUACAGUGUAUAAUAGUGCUGAUUAUUCCGAUACACUGUGUAAUAGUGCUGAUUAUUCUGAUGCAGUGUAUAAUAGUGCUGAUUAUUCUGAUACAUUGUGUAAUAGUACUGAUUAUUCUGAUGCAGUGUAUAAUAGUGCUGAUUAUUCCGAUACAGUGUAUAAUAGUGCUGAUUAUUCCGAUACACUGUGUAAUAGUGCUGAUUAUUCUGAUGCAGUGUAUAAUAGUGCUGAUUAUUCUGAUACAUUGUGUAAUAGUACUGAUUAUUCUGAUGCAGUGUAUAAUAGUGCUGAUUAUUCCGAUACACUGUGUAAUAGUGCUGAUUAUUCCGAUACAGUGUAUAAUAAUGCUGAGUAUUCUGAUACAUUGUGUAAUAGUACUGAUUAUUCUGAUACAGUGUAUAAUAGUGCUGAUUAUUCCGACACAAUGUGUAAUAGUGCUGAUUAUUCUAACACCGUAACAAUACUGAGUAUUCAGAUACAUUGCGUAACAAUACUGAGUACUCUGAUACAGUGUGUAAUAGUACUGAUUAUUCUGAUACAGUGUAUGAUAGUGCUGAGCAUUCUGAUACAUUGUGUAAUAGUACUGAUUAUUCUGUUACAGUGUAAAAUAGUGCUGAUUAUUCUGAUACAGUGUAUAAUACUGCAAAGUAUUCUGAUACAUUGUGUAAUAGUACUGAUUAUUCUGAAAUACUGUGUAACAAUACUGAGUAUUCUAAAAUAGUGUGUAAAAGUACUGAUUAUUCUGAUACAGUGUAUAAUAGUGCUGAGUAUUCUGAUACAUUGUGUAAUAGUACUGGUUAUUCUGAUACAGUGUAUGAUAGUGCUGAGUAUUCUGAUACAUUGUGUAAUAGUACUGAUUAUUCUGAUACACUGUGUAAUAGUACUGAUUAUUCUGAUACAGUGUAUAAUAGUGCUGAGUAUUCCAAUACAGAGUGUAAUAGUGCUGAUUAUUCUGAUACAGUGUGUAAUAGUACUGAUUAUUCUGAUACAGUGUAUGAUAGUGCUGAGUAUUCUGAUACAUUGUGUAAUAGUACUGAUUAUUCUGAUACACUGUGUAAUAGUACUGAUUAUUCUGAUACAGUGUAUAAUAGUGCUGAGUAUUCCAAUACAGAGUGUAAUAGUGCUGAUUAUUCUGAUACAGUGUAUAAUAGUGCUGAGUAUUCUGAUACAGUGUGUAAUAGUACUGAUUAUUCUGAAAUACUUUGUAACAAUACUGAGUAUUCUGAUACAGUGUGUAAAAGUACUGAUUAUUCUAAAACAGUGUAUAAUAGUGCUGAUUAUUCUGAUACAGUGUAUAAUAGUACUGAUUAUUCUGAUACAGUGUAUGAUAGUGCUGAGAAUUCUGAUACAUUGUGUAAUAGUACUGAUUAUUCUGAUACAGAGUGUAAUAGUGCUGAUUAUUCUGAAAUACUGUGUAACAAUACUGAGUAUUCUGAUACAGUGUAUAAUAGUACUGAUUAUUCUGAUACAGUGUAUAAUAGUGCUGAUUAUUCUGAUACAGUGUAUAAUAGUAGUGAUUAUUCUGAUACAGUGUAUGAUAGUGCGGAGUAUUCUGAUACAUUGUGUAAUAGUACUGAUUAUUCUGAUACAGUGUAUAAUAGUGCUGAUUAUUCCGAUACAGUGUAUAAUAGUACUGAUUAUUCUGAUACAGUGUAUAAUAGUGCUGAUUAUUCUGAUACAUUGUGUAAUAGUGCUGAUUAUUCUGAUACAGUGUAUAAUAGUGCUGAGUAUUCUGAUACAUUGUGUUAUAGUACUGAUUAUUCUGAAAUACUGUGUAACAAUACUGAGUAUUCUGAUACAGUGUGUAAUAGUACUGAUUAUUCUGAUACAGUGUAUAAUAGUGAUGAGUAUUCUGAUACCUUGUGUAAUAGUACUGAUUAUUCUGAAAUACUUUGUAACAAUACUGAGUAUUCUGAUACAGUGUGUAAAAGUACUGAUUAUUCUAAAACAGUGUAUAAUAGUGCUGAUUAUUCUGAUACAGUGUAUAAUAGUACUGAUUAUUCUGAUACAGUGUAUGAUAGUGCUGAGAAUUCUGAUACAUUGUGUAAUAGUACUGAUUAUUCUGAUACAGAGUGUAAUAGUGCUGAUUAUUCUGAAAUACUGUGUAACAAUACUGAGUAUUCUGAUACAGUGUAUAAUAGUACUGAUUAUUCUGAUACAGUGUAUAAUAGUGCUGAUUAUUCUGAUACAGUGUAUAAUAGUACUGAUUAUUCUGAUACAGUGUAUGAUAGUGCGGAGUAUUCUGAUACAUUGUGUAAUAGUACUGAUUAUUCUGAUACAGUGUAUAAUAGUGCUGAUUAUUCCGAUACAGUGUAUAAUAGUACUGAUUAUUCUGAUACAGUGUAUAAUAGUACUGAUUAUUCUGAUACAUUGUGUAAUAGUACUGAUUAUUCUGAAAUACUGUGUAACAAUACUGAGUAUUCUGAUACAGUGUGUAAUAGUACUGCUUAUUCUGAUACAGUGUAUGAUAGUGCUGAGUAUUCUGAUACAUUGUGUAAUAGUACUGAUUAUUCUGAUACAGUGUAUAAUAGUACUGCUUAUUCUGAUACAGUGUAUGAUAGUGCUGAGUAUUCUGAUACAUUGUGUAAUAGUACUGAUUAUUCUGAUGCAGUGUAUAAUAGUUCUGAUUAUUCCGAUACACUGUGUAAUAGUGCUGAUUAUUCCGAUACAGUGUAUAAUAAUGCUGAGUAUUAUGAUACAUUGUGUAAUAGUACUGAUUAUUCUGAUACAGAGUGUAAUAGUGCUGAUUAUUCUGAAAUACUGUGUAAUACUGAGUAUUCUGAUACAGUGUGUAAUAGUACUGCUUAUUCUGAUACAGUGUAUAAUAGUGCUGAGUAUUCUGAUACAUUGUGUAAUAGUACUGAUUAUUCUGAUACAGUGUAUAAUAGUGCUGAUUAUUCCGAUACACUGUGUAAUAGUGCUGAUUAUUCUGAUACAGUGUAUAAUAGUGCUGAGUAUUAUGAUACAUUGUGUAAUAGUGCUGAUUAUUCCGAUACAGUGUAUAAUAGUGCUGAUUAUUCCGAUACACUGUGUAAUAGUGCUGAUUAUUCUGAUACAGUGUAUGAUAGUGCUGAGAAUUCUGAUACAUUGUGUAAUAGUACUGAUUAUUCUGAUACAGAGUGUAAUAGUGCUGAUUAUUCUGAAAUACUGUGUAACAAUACUGAGUAUUCUGAUACAGUGUAUAAUAGUACUGAUUAUUCUGAUACAGUGUAUAAUAGUGCUGAUUAUUCUGAUACAGUGUAUAAUAGUAGUGAUUAUUCUGAUACAGUGUAUGAUAGUGCGGAGUAUUCUGAUACAUUGUGUAAUAGUACUGAUUAUUCUGAUACAGUGUAUAAUAGUGCUGAUUAUUCCGAUACAGUGUAUAAUAGUACUGAUUAUUCUGAUACAGUGUAUAAUAGUGCUGAUUAUUCUGAUACAUUGUGUAAUAGUGCUGAUUAUUCUGAUACAGUGUAUAAUAGUGCUGAGUAUUCUGAUACAUUGUGUUAUAGUACUGAUUAUUCUGAAAUACUGUGUAACAAUACUGAGUAUUCUGAUACAGUGUGUAAUAGUACUGAUUAUUCUGAUACAGUGUAUAAUAGUGAUGAAUAUUCUGAUACCUUGUGUAAUAGUACUGAUUAUUCUGAAAUACUUUGUAACAAUACUGAGUAUUCUGAUACAGUGUGUAAAAGUACUGAUUAUUCUAAAACCGUGUAUAAUAGUGCUGAUUAUUCUGAUACAGUGUAUAAUAGUACUGAUUAUUCUGAUACAGUGUAUGAUAGUGCUGAGAAUUCUGAUACAUUGUGUAAUAGUACUGAUUAUUCUGAUACAGAGUGUAAUAGUGCUGAUUAUUCUGAAAUACUGUGUAACAAUACUGAGUAUUCUGAUACAGUGUAUAAUAGUACUGAUUAUUCUGAUACAGUGUAUAAUAGUGCUGAUUAUUCUGAUACAGUGUAUGAUAGUGCGGAGUAUUCUGAUACAUUGUGUAAUAGUACUGAUUAUUCUGAUACAGUGUAUAAUAGUGCUGAUUAUUCCGAUACAGUGUAUAAUAGUACUGAUUAUUCUGAUACAGUGUAUAAUAGUACUGAUUAUUCUGAUACAUUGUGUAAUAGUACUGAUUAUUCUGAAAUACUGUGUAAUAAUACUGAGUAUUCUGAUACAGUGUGUAAUAGUACUGCUUAUUCUGAUACAGUGUAUGAUAGUGCUGAGUAUUCUGAUACAUUGUGUAAUAGUACUGAUUAUUCUGAUACAGUGUAUAAUAGUACUGCUUAUUCUGAUACAGUGUAUGAUAGUGCUGAGUAUUCUGAUACAUUGUGUAAUAGUACUGAUUAUUCUGAUGCAGUGUAUAAUAGUUCUGAUUAUUCCGAUACACUGUGUAAUAGUGCUGAUUAUUCCGAUACAGUGUAUAAUAAUGCUGAGUAUUAUGAUACAUUGUGUAAUAGUACUGAUUAUUCUGAUACAGUGUAUAAUAGUACUGAUUAUUCUGAUACAGAGUGUAAUAGUGCUGAUUAUUCUGAAAUACUGUGUAAUACUGAGUAUUCUGAUACAGUGUGUAAUAGUACUGCUUAUUCUGAUACAGUGUAUAAUAGUGCUGAGUAUUCUGAUACAUUGUGUAAUAGUACUGAUUAUUCUGAUACAGUGUAUAAUAGUGCUGAUUAUUCCGAUACACUGUGUAAUAGUGCUGAUUAUUCUGAUACAGUGUAUAAUAGUGCUGAGUAUUAUGAUACAUUGUGUAAUAGUGCUGAUUAUUCCGAUACAGUGUAUAAUAGUGCUGAUUAUUCUGAUACAGUGUAUGAUAGUGCUGAGCAUUCUGAUACACUGUGUAAUAGUACUGAUUAUUCGGAUACAGUGUAUGAUAGUGCUGAUUAUUCCGAUACAGUGUAUAAUAGUGCUGAUUAUUCUGAUACAGUGUAUGAUAGUGCUGAGCAUUCUGAUACACUGUGUAAUAGUACUGAUUAUUCGGAUACAGUGUAUGAUAGUGCUGAUUAUUCCGAUACAGUGUAUAAUAGUGCUGAUUAUUCUGAUACAGUGUAUGAUAGUGCUGAGCAUUCUGAUACACUGUGUAAUAGUACUGAUUAUUCGGAUACAGUGUAUGAUAGUGCUGAUUAUUCCGAUACAGUGUAUAAUAGUGCUGAUUAUUCUGAUACAGUGUAUGAUAGUGCUGAGCAUUCUGAUACACUGUGUAAUAGUACUGAUUAUUCUGAUACAGUGUAUAAUAGUGCUGAUUAUUCCGACACAAUGUGUAAUAGUGCUGAUUUAUUCUAACACCGUAACAAUACUGAGUAUUCAGAUACAUUGCGAAAUAGUACUGAUUAUUCUGAUACAGUAACAGUACUGAAUAUUCUGAUACAGUGUGUAAUAGUGCUGAUUACUCCAAUACAGUGUGUAAUAGUACUGAUUAGUCUAACACAGUAACAAACUGAGUACUCUGAUACAGUGUGUAAUAGUGCUGAUUAUUUUGAUACAGUAACAAUACUGAGUAUUCUGAUACAGUAACAGUACUGAUUAUUCUAAUACAGUAACAGUACUGAGUAUUCUGAUAUAGUAACAGUACUGAGUAUCCCUAUACAGUGUGUAAUAGUGCUGAUUUUUCUGAUACAGUAACAGUACUGAGUAUUAUCAUACAGUGUGUCAUAGUGCUGAAUAUUCUGAUACAGUAACAAUACUGUGUAUUCUGAUACAUAGUGUAAUAGUUCUGAUUAUUCUAAAUACUGUGUAACAAUACUUAGUAUUCUGAUACAGUGUGUAAUAGUGCUGAGUAUUCUGAUAGAAUAACAGUACUGAGUAUUUUAAUACACUAACAGAACUGAGUAUGCUGAUACAGUUACAAUAUUGGGUAUUCUUAAACUCAGGUACUUUAUAUUCUAAUCUAGUGUGAAACAAUACUGAGUAUUGCAAUACAAUAUGUAACAGUACAGAGUAUUAUGAUACAGUAACAAUAUUAGGUAUUCUUAAACUCAGCUGCUUAAUAUUCUAAUCUAGUGUGUAACAAUACUGAGUAUUGCAAUACAAUAUGUAACAGUACGGAGUAUUAUGAUACAUUAACAAUAUUGACUACUUCAGUAUUCUAAUACAGUAACAGUACUGAGUAUUUUAAUACAGUAACAGUACUGAGUAUUCUAAUACAGUAACAGUACUGAUUAUUCUGAUACAGUAACAGUGCUGAGUAUUUUAAUACACUAACAGUACUGAGUAUUCUGAUGGUUAUAAUAUUGGGUAUUCUGAUACUCUUAAUAUUCUAAUCUAGUGUGUACAAAUACUGAGUAUUGCAAUACAAUAUGUUACAGUACAGAGUAUUAUGAUACAGUAACAAUAUUGAGUACUUGAGUAUUCUAAUACAUUGUGGUACUGAGUAUUAUGAUACCAUGAGUAACAGUUCUGAGUAUUCUGAUAAUGUUUGUAACAAAGAAAUAACCAGAGUACCACACAUUAUUUACUCACUAAACUGGGAAUUGUCAGAGACUAGGAAUAAACUGCUGACAAUGUCCAAAUCAGCUAAUUCCGCUUUGUCUAAAAUGUCUAAUUUUCGUGUUAUUGCCCCAUAUUCCCCAAUUUAGUGAAUUAAUCCGAUAGUAUUAUUUGAGUAUUGGACAAAUAAUGAUUAUAUUGCUGGGUAAAAUGCUGGAGUGGAAAUUCUGUGUAGUCAUCUGAUUUUUGGAUAAUGUCUCUUUAAUUCACUAUUUGCCAAAUAUUUGUCAGUUUCAGCUGUUGGUCGGCACAUGAAAAGUGCUGUAUGUAACUGCACAGAAUACACUGCGAGCCUGGGAGAGACCAUGUAAUAGCCACAAACAGGGCGCCAUGAUCAGCUGCUGUGCAUGGAUUCUGGGAAGCACUUUUCAUGCACAUACAAACUCAAGGAGGACACUGCAACCCUACAUGCAUGCCUGGCACUCAGCAGCGUUCUAGACAUUAGGAUUUCCAUUUAUUUUUAGCAAUAUCAAGGUGACAAUCUCAGAAUUUCACUGAAACCCCCUCAGCUCCUAUUAGGUUUUAUUGACUAACCAGGAACUGUACAGAAUCGACAAAGGAAACACAGAUUUUACACCAAAUAGUAAAGCAGGAAAAUAGCUGAGUUGAAGCUGAACUUGAAUUUCUUCCAGCGUUUCUAAAUCCGUUGCCAAUUCUCCACAUUCCCCAGUUUAGUAAAUUAAACCCAUGGUAAAUGGUUCUGCUGAGAGCCAACCAGUACGAUGUGCGCCAGUACAUUCCAUAGCAGGCGGGCAGCUCUCGCUGGCUUCCACUCACCCAGCAAACUUUGUUCUUCUCACUUCUGCUUAUUGACAAAACAAGAGAUUUCUUUUUUCACUAACGUGAACGAAGUUGCAAAAUUCAGGCCAAAAUAGCUGAUUUAGAAAAAUUAUCCACUUUAUCUACAGCCACAGACUCAUUAUUUUACUCAGCACAUUGCGGUUAGAUUUUUCAGUUCAACAAAAUUCACUGAGAGAAUAAACGGUAAACUCUGUACAAAAGUCAAGUAAAAAGGUACAAAAAACCACUUCCUCAAAUGUUGUGCUUAUUCUGUACUAUUCAAUCUUUCUAUAAAAUAAAAGAUUUUCAAAGAAAAAACAAAACACUUCCUCGAUUUAAAAAAAUGAAGAACAGGGAAUUCUUAAAAAUAUGCGGCUGUCUGUUCUUCCACGUAGAAACGCACAGUAUUUAUUUAUUACACUCCUGCCAGCCAGCAGAAGGAUUCUUCGCAAUGGCUGCAGCUGGGCAGUCUCUAGGCUUUUUUCCACUAAACUUUGUAUUGUAUUGAAUUAAAAUCCAAAUGGCAAUAUUUAGGCAAAAAUAGUUGCUCUUGAAAAAUUCUCAUAUCCACUAUAGUCACAGCUCGACUAUAUUUGCCUGAGGUUUCCAGUUUGGAUCUCAAAUCAGAGUUUCGUGAAUAAACCCCUAGGUCUCACACACCACUCUUACUGUGUGUACACAGCAUGCUGUGCUGGUUGUGUUUUUAUCUGGGGUAUAUAGCAAUCUGUGUGUGUUGACAGCAGGAAGGAACUGAGCAGCUGCCGCCAAUCUGAUUCUAAAUUACAGGAAUUCUCGCUGACGGGAGUAUAGAUAACAGAUCUACACACUCAGCAAACUGUACUGGAACAAACUAAGGCCAAAAUAGUGCACAGAGUGAAGCAGCAAAGACCAUACCCUUUAAUAGGGUUAUUAACUAAGGUAAAAAUUGCUGCGAAUUCAAAUUGAGUGAUUUCAAAAUUUAGGCCAGUACAGCCAGAUUUGAAGAAACGCCAAGUCAAUUCUGUGUUAAGUUGACUAUUUUGACCUUAAAGGGACCCUAUAGUCACCUGAACAACUUUAGCUUAAUGAAGCAGUUUUGGUGUAUAGAACAUGCCCCUGCAGCCUCACUGCUCAAUCCUCUGCCAUUUAGGAGUUAAAUCCCUUUGUUUAUGAACCCUAGUCACACCUCCCUGCAUGUGACUUGCACAGCCUUCCAUAAACACUUCCUGUAAAGAGAGCCCUAUUUAGGCUUUCUUUAUUGCAAGUUCUGUUUAAUUAAGAUUUUCUUAUCCCCUGCUAUGUUAAUAGCUUGCUAGACCCUGCAAGAGCCUCCUGUAUGUGAUUAAAGUUCAAUUUAGAGAUUGAGAUACAAUUAUUUAAGGUAAAUUACAUCUGUUUGAGAGUGAAACCAGUUUUAUUUUCAUGCAGGCUCUGUCAAUCAUAGCCAGGGGAGGUGUGGCUAGGGCUGCAUAAACAGAAACAAAGUGAUUUAACUCCUAAAUGACAGUGAAUUGAGCAGUGAAAUUGUAGGGGAAUGAUCUAUACACUAAAACUGCUUUAUUUAGCUCAAGUAAUUUAGUUGACUAUAGUGUUCCUUUAAAUUCAAGUUCACUUUGAAUCAAAGGACCACUACGGUCACCCAGACAAUUGCCGAAGGUUGCCUAUCCCUUGUGUAUAGUGUAUUGCCUGGUGUGGCCAAUGGAGAAUAAUAAUGAAAAUUACAUGUAAAUACCUCCCAAGAUCCCUAGUUCUUUAUUCCUGUCUACACUCCCCACCUACAAGCAAAAUAUUUGACCAUUUUUAUGUAUUUGCGUCACACCUACUGUAUGUGAGAAAAACAGCAAUUUUACUUUUAUACUAACUUUUCAGACCACGUGUGAAAUAUUGCAACAUGAAACACUGUAUACCGUCUAAAGGUUUUCAUUUACCAAAUAUUUUUUAUAAAAGAUGAAAGAAUUAGUGAAAAAUAAUAAUUAUGUAAAUUUAUAUAACAAUUGGAUUUUUUCUCUGAAGAGCAAUCUACACACAAAAAUCAUGUUAUAUAUUUAUAGGCUAGCUGCGCAUCCCCUAUCUCAAAUAAAUGGUGUGCUGUGAUUUUGGGUUUUUUUAAUCACAAAGCUCGCACUGAAGGGGCUAGUAAAUCCUGCAUUUGUUCCACACGGAUGUAGUGUGGACUUUACAUGCAGUUUCGAGUUUGUUUUAUUAAGACUCAGGUUUUUUUUCCCACUUCUGCUUAUUAACAAAACCACAGGAUGUUUUCACUAACCAGAGAAUCAGAUUGAAAAAUUCAGGACAACAUAGCUGGUUUGGAAAAGAAAUCUCGAUUUCAUCUAAAGUCACGGACUCACUACUUUACUCUGCACUGUACAGCUAUAUUGUCAAGUGGCCAUAGUUCACUGUGUACUGAUCAACGCUAUACAAGGUCAUGCAAAAAGGUACAAACACUUAAUAAAUGGAGGGUCUUUUCUGCUCUCCUUUGUCGGUGAAUCCUUUGGCAUAGAAUAUAUGCCAAAUAAUUGACUGACAGAUGGGAGAAAGACCCGUUUUAAAAUAGGUCUUUCUCCCAAUCUAUACAUUUCCCGGCCAAUCUGCUAGCACAAGGUAAAGAUAAACUUUUACGCUGUUUAAAAGACCAUAGGUACUUUUGGGCAUGAUAGGUACCCUUUAAUUGCUGUCAUAGUAUUGCUGAUAGUGCUCCAGAGCCAUUGCCCCACUUUAUAAAUUGUGAGCUGAGUUCAACAUGCAGUCCUAAUGACCAUGUGUAAUUAUGUCGGUAAGACACAUCCACUGGGAAUCUUUUUAAAAUCCUUUAUACACACCAAAUACAACACAACCAGCAUAGAGACAGAAUUUGUAAAAUAAAGAGAUACGUAACUGCCCAAGUACAAAAAAUAUAUAAAAGUAACAAUUAAGUAGAUAUGUCCCCAAUUAAAAUUUGCAUGCAUAAAUAUUGUGGCUGCCCAUAAGCUAUGCCCCAGGAUCAGGGGGAAUGCUCCCCACCACUAAAACAACAUUAAAAGCCUGGGAUGUGUUAAAGGACCACUCUAGGCACCCAGACCACUUCAGCUUAAUGAAGUGGUCUGAGUACCAGGUGCAGCUAGGGUUAACUUAUUUUUUUUUAUAAACAUAGCAGUUUCAGAGAAACUGCUAUGUUUAUAAAUGGGUUAAUCCAGCCCUCAAAUCCUCUAGUGGCUGUCUCAUUGACAGCCGCUAGAGGCGCUUGCGUGAUUCUCAUUGUGAAAAUCACAGUGAGAACACGCAAGCGUCCAUAGGAAAGCAUUGUAAAUGCUUUCCUAUGCGACGGGCUGAAUGCGAGCGCAGCUCUUGCCGCACAUGCGCAUUCAGCCGAAAGGGAGGAGAGGAGGAGGAUCGGAGGCGGAGAGCUCCCCGCCCGGCGCUGGAGAAAGGUAAGUUUUAACCCCCUUCCUCUCCCCAGAGCCCAGCGGGAGAGGGACCUUGAGGGUGGGGGCACCCUCAGGGCACUAUAGUGCCAGGAAAACAAGUAUGUUUUCCUGGCACUAUAGUGGUCCUUUAAGGAGGUAAAGGGAAAUGCCUGGUGGUCUCUGAAAUAUGAGCACCCUGAUGUUGAUGUUGACUUCUGGAGAGCUCUCUCUCUAUAGCCAAUUUGGACAAUUUAUAUUCAAACAAUCAUUACUAACCUUCAACAAAAUUCAAAUUAAAUAUAAUCCGGAUGAUUUUGUUGCCCCAAGUACGAAAUUAUAGUUAACAAACUUAGAGAGAUUUUUGAAGUCCCAAUUCUUGAGCACGUUCUCAUUAUUAUUUUAUAGAUUUUUUUUAAAUUUUGUAAUUUAAUUUUUUUCUUAAAGGGACACUGUAGGCACCCAGACCACUGCAGCUCAUUGAAGUGGUCUGUGUGCAGUGUCCCUUUUAAACCUAGUGCUGCAAUGUUUAACAUUGUAUUUCCAUAGCAAUGUUUACAUUGCAGCUCCAGGGGCCACUUGAGGAGCUUCCUGGAUCCAAACGGACUUUUGAUCCGGUAUAUGACGCUGCACAUCCUUACGCUCUGCAUGAGGACAUCAGCGUCAGAUUUUUUCCCUAUAGGAAAGCAUUAAUUCAAAAAAGUGAAAAAGUGAGCAGGCAACCUUUCUGUUUUGUUUCAUGUAUUUAGGCUGAUAAAUACUAUAGCCACUGCUGCCGCCCAAGAGUUGUGGGAGUUUGAUCCCAGAGGCUAUUUUAUUGUGUUUCCAUAAUGCUUUGCAGCUAGUGUUAAAGUAGUUUGUGGCUGUUUUGCCUAUUACUGACAGCACGUUACAGUGGAUAGCUGGAUGAUCUAUACACAAGGCCUAAUGUUUUAUUAAUAGUGACCAUAUGGCAGUUAUCUAAAAUGUGUCCUGCAGGGUAAUCAUAAAAUCAAUGCUACCCCGCUGGUCUGUUCUGUUAUAACCGCAUUGUAUGACCGUUACUCUGUAAUGUCACCCUAGGAUGUCAGCUUGUUUGAACAAUGCCCUCAGCACCUUCUGUUCCUGUACGCCCAGCUCGUCUUGUUGCUAAAACUUGUGUGUUAGUCCACCUAUUGUACAGCGCUGCCAAACUUGUUAGCUCUUUAUAAAUUAUAAUAAUAUUCACUAUUUGUUAAAGAGCAGGGGUUUGACUGUGCACACUGUAAGGGGUAGGACAUAAAAGGUGGCUGGAGAAAUUGUGUACAAUGGCCCCCGGAUGGGUUGUGAAGGUUUAGAAAUUAUAAAUAAAAGUCACGGGGGGGGGGAGGGAGUUAUCAUAGAGAGACACAUAAAUUAUCAGCCUGGGAUUGCUCAGCUGCUGUGAACCUGUCUACCUUUAGGGAGAAAUAAAUAUAGGAAUCCCUGGGACACUUCUUGUCAUUAUUAAAAUGCAGCUUGUGUAAACACUUAUCACGUGAUCUGUAUGUAUUUCUGGUGUCUGCACACCUCCUGAUUUCGGCAGUAUAGAAAUUGGGAAGCCGUUGGGAGGGGGGAAAGGGCACAAAGGUGAGAGCCUGUGGGAAAACACGCCAGGCUGUGUGCCAAUAAUUUUAACCAGCCCGCUGAGGGCAGACCCUGCGGCAAGCACUGUUUUAGUGCUCUCUCCAGAAACCUGGCGCCCUGAACGUAGUGUAAGUGCGUCUAAUGACACACUAGCGCUAUUAUUGUUUGGUGUCAUGGUGUCCCUAAAAGUGGUACUAAUUCUGUAAGGUGGGACAGGACCAGGAAAUUGGGAUUAAUAGGAGGCAUGUUUCUGGGGCACUUAAAGUGACAUCACAUGACAUCAUGGCGGAUACCUGCGCAAGCAGCCAGUAUGCCUUGUGCCCCUCAGACUGAGUCCAUGGGAUGUGUAGAAAUACAUUUCUGUGAUAGGAGCAGGAUCAAGUUUAAAGUUAUCAGAAUAUGAAAUGGCAGACAUUGGUGAUAGCGAGAAAGUGAGAAAUAAGGAAAUUAAACCAGGAAGGAUCCAUGACAGGUCAGAGUUGGCGCUGUUAAAUUAAGUAGUCCGCAUCACGCAUUGUUUGUAGGAAUGUAUAUCUCAGGGCUUUGCUAAUUGUUCCUAUUCUGUAGCAUGCCUGUUUUAUACAGUAAUUAGAAUGGUAUUAUGCCAGUCUUGACGAGACGUUAUGAGUUCACUAAUUAGCUCAGUGUUUCCAGUAAGUCUCAAUCCUCUAAUUUUACGCUUUCUCUAAAUGAAGUCAUUAAACAAUUAAUGUAAUGAGCUGCUGAGCCAUGUGUUAAAGGAAAACUGUCAUCAUUUUUAUUAUCAUUUCUGAUACAAAAUUAUAUGCAUUAUAGCCUCUGUUUGUAUCAUUUUGUACAGCGAAGAUAUAAGAAAAUAUUUAGUGCAUCUAAAGGAUUAAACUUCCUCCAUAGGGGCGGCCAUUUUUAAUUCCUGUUUGGUUGGAAAUUCAGCUUACUCAUCUGCACAGGUCUGGUGGCAGUGCUCAGUAAUUCAGACAUACUGGAAACGGGUGGUGUUGAUGAUAAACGCCAUUACAGGAGUCCAGAUCGCCCAUUCCCCAGAAACAUUAUUAUUCCUGCUGCAUCCAGAUCCAAUCCCCGUACCACAAAAGAUGCUACUCAACCACUUAUGGACAGCUGCAAAUCUUCUCGUUCCAGUUAAAUGGAAAAAAAAUCUUACCACUGUGGCCCUUGGAAUGCAUAUAAAGAGUGGAAUCGAUAAGGGUAAUGGAAGACACUACUGCUUCCUUGACUGAUAGGUACCCAAUCUAUACCUCCACCUGGGAACCUUGGUUGAAAUUUUAUGUCAGAUAACUCCACGUCACAGUAAAAUUGGACACAAUAUUGUCUCAUGCAAAUGUACAGGUAUUCUGACCUGUCUCACACCAAGUCACCUACCCAGCAAACUAUGCCCCACUCCCUCGUGGGUACCUACACUGAUAGUGGCAAUAGACUCAGGUUGAGUCCAAAGGGCUUGUGUAUUCCUCAGUUAUAUUAGAUUAUGGUCUUAACUUAAGUAACAAUGUGACACUUGUUACUACCCAUUCCACAACCCAGUGGCCAUAGUUUGUUACCACUAGAGAGCGUCCUGAACAGUGGAACAUUCAAUAGCGGGCCUACUGAGUAAGAUCAACCAUCAAGACUUCAAGACCUAUCCGCCCAACUUCAUUAUGUUACCAGAAGUUACCCUUCAGACAUGGAACAUGUUUCACUUGGAAUUAAUGUGAAGCUGGUUGUCUGAAUUUGCACUCUGCAUUUACUUCUGUAAUUUUCUGAACAUACUCCUAUGUCAUACAAAACUAAGAACAUACAAAAAACUUCUAAAAGAAAAUAAAAGAAAUACUGCUUACUCAACAAAAGUCCAUGAAUACUUUGAAUGGUAGAAAUUGUCUCAGAGUGCGAUUUUGUGAUGCCACCUCAGCAUUGCUGGGCACACAAAAGGUCUCUGUUACCUGUGGGGUCUGUGAUCAGAUACCAUAAGGGCUUCCAACCAAAGAGGAUUUAAAGAUGGCUGCUCGCAUUGAAGGGAUAUUUAUUUAUAUAUGUGCAUUACAAUAUAGCACACAGAAGCAAUCAAAUGUAAAUAUUCAAAAUAUUUAAAAAAAAAUUUUUUUCAAAAACAAAGAUGGUUGUUUUCCUUCAAGGAAAUUAUUUUGCAUUAAUAAUAAAUAUACACAGAGGAGCUGCAGGCUUUCACAGGCACGACUUGAGUACGAGGAAAAUACUUCAAAAUAAAGACAGUUCCUCUGGUUCUUUUAAGAUACGCUGGUUAUGGGUAAAGAGUUCCAGCACAUGUUGUUGGACUAAAAUUCCCAGAGUUCUCUCACAGCCAAAAGGAAAUACAACCUAACAGCUGGAUGUCAAGCUUUCUAUAAUCUCAAACACCGAGAAGUCGGGAUGCAUUGUUAUCUAAUAUGCAAUAAAUGUCACUGUUAUCCUUGAGCAGAUGAGGUAAAAUUAUGGAAAAACUAGUUGGGUAAAAGUUGCUCAGAAUAAGGGCUGUUCUAACUAAUGCCUUUACCAAUGAACACAAUAUAGCAUAGCCUGGGGCUGGAGAGACAACAGGAGCUUAAAUUCAGGAAACAUUGCCAUCAGAAACUGUUGUAGAUACAUGUAGCAGCAUCCCAGCAGAGAUGGCUGAGACUAAAUACGAGGGAAGGAUUUACUAUGAUAUAGUACUAUCUUACCAGUUCUCUUAUCAACAUUAUAUAAACAGUGCGAAUGCAUGAUCUGCCAUGAACAGGGCUACAGUUAGGUUAAAUCUCUAUGCCGUGAAUUGUAGUGAAUUGAAAACGGAAUUGUAACAUUUAUCUCAAGGUUGCUGAUGUGAAAAACUUCCAAUUUAGCCAUAGUUAAAUCUUGACUGAGAAUUCACAGUGAAUUUCCAAUUUGAAUACAAAGUAGCUGAACCGAAAUCUUAGCUGACCCAGAGAUUUUUUCAAUUUCCGCCAUUCUGAUUUUGACAUUGAAAUUCACGAGGAAUUCACAGAUCUUUAAACUGACUUUACAGGGACAGUCUUAGACCCAUAACUACUGAAUUCUGUAGUGUCAAUGAUGCUUAGACUACAAUUGCAAGCCCAAAAGUGGUGCAAGUAUAGUUAAAACUGUUAAUAUUUGGGGGCGGAGCCGAGCACCAGACAGGAACGGUCGCAUCACCUCCGAGCUCCAGACAAACGACGCCUAAAAGGCCCUAAAACGAAGCCCUGCGGCACCUACAGAGGCAUUCUACCAGCUCCCGGGGAAACCCCAGUAAGCGAGCAACAAGCUGAUGCCUUUUUUGUAUCCGCAAACGAGCAGAAAGACCCGACAGAAAACCGGGGCCUACACCGCCUACCAAGCCUCAAGGCUAGCACAAGAACUCACAGCCCUGCGAGUGCACCAGGACGCCUACCUGCAGACUGGAACAGCUGCACCUAACAACUACAACAUGGGCAGAAAAUCCCAGAGACCCACACAGAACACAAGCAGGACCACACAGGACAUAGGCAACCUGCUGCAAAAACCAAUGGCGCCCAAGAUGGCGGCCUCGCCAGACCGCACAACUGCCUCCCAAGAUGAAGGAGAGAAAUCCGGAGCCGAACAAGAACUAUUAACCGCUCACCCAAUAAGGGAUCCACAAACUAACAGAACUAACAUCACACCGGCUACUAAACAAGACAUAGCCGACCUGCUGAAAGAAAUGAGACAAAUGCACGCAGCAGAUAUGGACUUGCUAAGGACCGAAAUGCAGGCAGUAAUUACACGCACUCAAGCCACCGAAGAGGACACCCUAGACUUGAAACAAGAGGUACAGGGGCUAAAAGAACAAAUAAUACUCAUGCAGACAUCCCAAUCCAACCUCACUACGAGAAUGGACCUAGCAGAGGACCGCAACAGGCGCACUAACUUAAAACUAAGGGGGAUACCGGAUAGCGUGGACUCCACAGAACUACCCCACUACCUCAGACGUCUCACAACCACGCUCCUACCGUACGCCCAAGCCAAAAAAUUCACACUAGACGGCUUCUUUAGGAUCAAAAAAGCAAGACAAGCCCCAGCCACAGCUCCACAAGAUGUCAUCAUCCGGUGCCACUCAGUGGCAGACAAAAUCAAGAUCCUUACAGCAGUCAGGGAAAAGACACCACUUGCUUUUGAAUCAUCCCACAUCACCUUCUAUCAGGACUUAACAAGAAACACACUGUUGUGGGGCAGGUCCUUGGAACAAGUGACGAGCAGUCUGCACGAAGCUAAAAUUGAGUACAAAUGGACUCUACCAAGGACCCUGACUGUUACCAAAAACGGAACCACACACAAUCUUUCCUCACUACAGGAGGCAGAACAGUUCCUACGCGCACUGGGGAUUCACGCUGGACCCGCAGCACAAGAAACUCCCACGUCUUCGCACACCUGGGAUCCUGACAGAACGACUCCAUUCAUCCCCAGGAAUAAAGAGCACCGGAGAGAACCGACCUGAACUGUAAAAUUGUAGCCAACAAGCAUACAAUGCAUUAACCGGUUUCCGGUCUUGCCUUCUGUCUUACCUUUGGUUUCUCCUGUUGGUUCACUGUUUAUUUUUAUGUAUUACUGUAACAUAUGCACCUACACGACUAACUAAACGCUACACCAUAACUGCUGCUGACACAACAUCAGACAAGACCCACCCUGACACAUACACCAAAAGCUCCAGGGAGAAUACACCUCCUCCCACCCCCACCCACCCCCCGCGACCUCCUCGGUAAGGAGUCAAUUCCCAACCCACUGGACGAUCGCAGAGGCACACAUAGGCUCAAUGAGCGACAACCCCUAUACACACGUAUACCUAUACGCAAACGGACACAUGAGGACUUCAUAGCACUCACCUGUGGACACAAACGCCACUGAGGACAACCAUUCGUACACACAAUUCACCCCUUUAGGGAACAUGUAAGGGGGCACAAACAUGCAACCAACCAACUCCAAACAGACAACCCUUGGGUUCUUUACCCCCCCACACUACUACAAUCCUAACACUGGAGGGGAAAAAGACACACUCCUCAAAAUUACUCCAAUGUUGCCUCAGUUCGACAACAACUGACCCAUAAAUUAUAUUAAAAUGUGCAGAACUAGCUGACACCACAGAUUAGAAUCGACAGACUGCUAUGUAUGCCUAAACUAUGUUGUGAUGUCAUGAAACAUUUGAAAACCCGGAAGGCUUUUGUGGCCAUACGGGUAGUAUUGUAACUAACCUUACACGCAAAAAUAAAGAAUUGCAAAAAAACAAAAACAAAAAAAGCCUGUUAAUAUUUCAGACUAUACUUCUUUUAAAUCAAUAUUAAAUGUGCAGAUUAUUUAUGAUCUUGUACCAAUUACUAAGUGAAUGGGAAAAAAAUAAAAAUCUUGAAAUGUUAUUCCUCAACCUUUCAGCUCCUCUAAACAAAUAAAAAACGAUGAGGAUUAUCCAACACUAAUUGUACCGUUUUAUUCCGAUAUUAACCAUAUUUGGCAAAACAUCAAAAUAUAAAGAAAUAUAUUUGCAAUUGCUUCUUUAUAAAAACAGAAACAAACACAUAUUUAGCAAAUGUCGAGCCUCAAUUUAAUAUUUUUUGGUUAAGCUUUUGAAAUGAUGUAUUUAUUUUUGGAUAAACUUUUCCCAAAAAUAUGAAAUUAUGUGAAAAGCUUAACCAGCAAUAUUAAAUGGGGGCCUUAAUUACUAAACAUAGAAUGUGACGGCAGAUAAGAACCAUUCGGCCCAUCUAGUCUUGCCAAUUUUCAAAAUACUCUAUUUCAUGGAUAGGCAACCUUCGGCACUCCAGAUGUUGUGGACUACAUCCCCCAUAAUGCUCUUACAUCCAUAAUGCUGACGAAGCAUCAUGGGAGGUGUAGUCCAAAACAUCUGGAGUGCCAAAGGUUGCCUAUGCCUGCUCUAGUUAGUCCCUGGCCUUAUCUUAUAGUUAGGAUAGCCUUAUGCCUGUCCCACGCAUGUUUAAACUCCCUCACUGUGUUAACCUCUACCACUUCAGCUGGAAGGCUAUUCCAUGCAUCCACUACCCUCUCAGUAAAGUAAUCUUGUCUCUCACUCAGAGAUAUCAGAAAGAAAGCUUUCCUAUAAUGCAUUCUUAAUCCACGCUUCAUCUACUAAAAGUGCAUUCUGUAAUACAUAUAUAUUGAUUUAUUUUCAUAUCUGGGGAAAUUGGGCUCACUGGGAUAUAAUGCCAGUCCUGAAUAUACACAUGCUAACAAGUCCUUUCUUUUUAUUAUUUUUUUAUUAUAGGGUUUACAAUAACAAAAAGAGAAGACUGCAGAAUAUCCCUACUCUGAGAGGCCUGCAGACCAUCACCUUUGUGGGAGGAUGGAUGAAUGGCUGGCUUGAAGGAGAGUGUCCAUUGCCAGCAACAGAUCUUCAGUCCUAAUAUUUAUGUCUCUGAAUAUUUAUAUACGCUCUGUAUUUUUCCACUUGUUUUAAUAUAUAUAAAAAGUGUAUUUUUAUAUUAAAGUAUCUAUUUAAUAAUACAUGUAUUCGUAGUAACCAGAUUGUAUAACGAUACUGAGUAUCCACACUGUGAUACUAAAG